This is a messenger RNA of Caenorhabditis sp. 36 PRJEB53466, 436 nucleotides long. Lineage: Eukaryota; Metazoa; Nematoda; Chromadorea; Rhabditida; Rhabditidae. The record is from the annotation of a GenBank genome assembly.
AUGCAGACUGUCACACUUUUCGCCCUCCUCGCCUGCAUCGCUGUUCCGGUAAGUUCUUUCUUCCUGUAGGGGUUACUGUACGGGUUACUGUAUGCUCCUUUAAUUUCAGAUCCUCGCGAACGAGUGGGACUACUUGCGUGCCCGCCGCGACGCCGUCGUCGUCGAAGGCUCCGGAACAGAAGGAUCUGGAAGCGAGGGAUCGGGCGAAAAGGCGGUGGAAGCAUCGGGAGAAGGAUCCGGAGCGGAAGGAUCCGGAGCCGAGGGGUCUGGGAUCGAGGGAUCCGGCGGGGACGCCGUUCUGGAGUCGUCUGGAGCCGAGGGAUCCGGGGAGAACUCUUCUUCUUCUUCUUCUUCUUCUUCCCUUCUCCACGUCGCCUCGGAUGCUCAGAAGGACGUCAAAGAGCUGACUUCCAGCGAAUUCGCCGUCUCCGUUUAA